AUGACUGGGUCUACUGUGCCUAACAACGACGUCGUUCUGGUCGCUGAUGAGGUUACGGAUGACGGCGUGUCAGCACUCAGUAGUAUUGCUUCGUCAAGUGAGAGUGUGAGCAGCUCCAUUCUCGACUACAGAAAUGAGAACGGCAGGACGUACCAUCGGUACAAGGAUGGAAAAUACAGUUACCCCAAUGACGAGACUGAGAACGACCGGCUAGACCUGCAACACAACCUGUUCUUACUCACGUACGACAACAAGCUGGGGACAGCUCCGCCGAACGACAAGUCCUCUGGCGUGAAGGUGAAGCGCGUGCUUGAUGUCGGCACUGGAACCGGAAUAUGGGCUGUCGAGUUCGGCGACGAGCACCCCGAAGCUGAGGUACUCGGCGUUGAUCUUUCCGCUAUUCAACCUGGCUUCACGCCCCCCAACGUUAAGUUCGAAAUCGACGACAUCGAGGAAUCGUGGACAUUCUCCCGUCCCUUUGACUACAUUCACAGCAGAAUGAUGACAUCAAGUCUCUCGGAGUGGAAGACCUACUUGCAGAGAUGCUACGACGGCCUCGCACCGGGCGGCUACCUCGAACUGGACGAGAUGGACAAGCCCACCUCCGACGACGGCUCUCUCAAAGAAGAGCAUGCGCUUCACAAAUACCUCGAGCUGGUCUUCGGCGCCCUGGAGAAGUCCGGCCGCGCUUUCCAGAGCAUCCCAGCUCUGAGGGACAUGAUGGUCGAGAUCGGAUUCCGCGACGUGACCCUGAACCGAUACAAGUGGCCCACCAACUCGUGGCCUAAGGACCCUAAGUACAAGGAGAUUGGCAUUUGGAACAACGAGAAUGUGUGUGCCGGUUGCGAGGCCUGGGCCAUGGCGCCCUUCACCAGGAUACAUGGGUGGACGAAGGAGGAGGUUAUCGUCUUCUUGGUCGAUGUUCGGAAGGACCUCAAGAACCGACACAUCCAUGCCUACUGGCCAAUCUAUUCUGUCUGGGGUAGAAAGCCCAAUGAGGAAGAAGCGGCUCAAGCCCCUGGCAACUAA
Messenger RNA from Colletotrichum karsti, 1029 nucleotides. RefSeq lists its product as uncharacterized. The record is from RefSeq and is a predicted model, not a curated record. Gene Ontology annotation, molecular function: methyltransferase activity. Bases 1 to 1029 code for a protein of 342 amino acids. The transcript has 9 exons. Lineage: Eukaryota; Fungi; Ascomycota; Sordariomycetes; Glomerellales; Glomerellaceae.